Messenger RNA from Austrofundulus limnaeus, 540 nucleotides. RefSeq names its product DNA (cytosine-5)-methyltransferase 3A. Lineage: Eukaryota; Metazoa; Chordata; Actinopteri; Cyprinodontiformes; Rivulidae. The record is from RefSeq and is a predicted model, not a curated record.
GCCUUUGACAGCAAUGUGCACCGACAGGCUGGACCUCCAGGACUGUUUGGAACAUGGCAGAACCGCUAAGUUUGGUAAAGUAAGGACCAUCACCACAAGAUCUAACUCCAUCAAGCAGGGCAAGGACCAGCACUUCCCUGUCUACAUGAAUGAGAAAGAAGAUAUACUCUGGUGCACUGAAAUGGAGAGGGUUUUUGGCUUCCCCGUCCACUACACGGAUGUGUCCAACAUGAGCCGACUGGCAAGGCAGAGACUCCUGGGCAGAUCUUGGAGUGUCCCUGUUAUCCGCCAUCUGUUUGCACCACUUAAAGAUUACUUCGCCUGCAAUUGAGAUGCCGAAGGAAUUGCUCAGAAGCAGUUUGGUGCUACAACUGUAUGUUGUGACUAGAAAUAAGAGCCUUGAUCCUCAGAUUAUGCUCUGGUAUGAGGCGCAAAGUGUAAAAGAAAUGUUAUGAAAUGUCACCGACACAUUUUCUUUAUUCAGCUCACUUUCUGGGUGUAAAAUCCUAGUUCAAAUUUUCAAUAACGUUUUAUUGUUAU